CGCUGCCGGCGGAGCUGCGCGGGGCUCUCGCAGUGCCGCUCCGCUUUGGGUGGACGGCUAAGGCGGCACCAUGAAGAGGAGAGCAGGGGAGCGGGAGAAAGAGCUGAAGCCCUUCUUGAAUUCUAGCUACUGCUGAAGCACUUCCAUUGUAGAGGGGGAAGUAAUACAGCAUGUUAAGCCAGCAAAUAAGAACAAAGAAGAAAAAACUUCUUGAAGAACUUGGGGAAAACAGACUUCCAUACCUGACACCAGCCGACGCUGAUUUCCACCAGCUGUGGAAGACCAAGUAUUCCAAGCUGAUCUUCAGGAAAUCUGAUACAGUACCUGAAGAUCUCCACCAAAUGGUACAGGAAAGCUUUCUGGCCUUGCGAGAGCGCAACUGUUUCUUUCAAGAUCUUGUAAGGAUCAAAGGAAAAGACUUCCUUACUCCAGUGUCUCGUAUAUUAAUUGGAAACCCAGGCUGCACUUAUAAGUACUUGAACACAAGAUUAUUUACAGUUCCUUGGCCUACAGAAAGUUAUGACAUAAAAUUUUGCAGUCCUCAAAUACAUGAUGCUUGUAAAGCAUUAAUGAGACUUAAUGACUACUUGCAUAUUGAAACAGUCCAGGCGUUACAAGGACAAAAUUUGCUUGAGAACAAAGAAAUUAAAGAUACUGCUGUAAUAGAUAGGAAACAAAGUUUUGCUGCCUCUCUUACAGAGCAAGAGUCUGUUUCAAAAGAUCAAAGCAGUGUUUGUGUAUCAGAGGAUGACAGAAGUCUAAAGAACAGAACAUCUUAUAAUUUGACUUUAUUAAAUUAUAUGGAUCCCUUACAAAUGCUGUACUUGAAACAAGAGCCUUACUUUGGAAUGGGGAGCAUGGCAGUGAGCUGGCACCAUGAUGAGAACCUGGUGGAAAGGUCAGCAGUGGCUGUGUACAGUUACAGCUGUGAAGAUUCAUCUGUACAAGAAAGCAACGAGCAGGAGCUGAAGGGAAGAGACCCAGCUGUUUGGCACGUGGGCUUGAAGGUGGCAUGGGACAUCGAGACACCUGGCUUGGCAGUGCCACUUCACCAAGGAGACAUCUACUUGAUGCUUGAUGAUCUCAAUAUGACCCAUCAGCACUGUGUUCUGGCUGGUUUGUCCCCUCGGUUCAGCUCCACUCACAGGGUGGCAGAUUGUUCAAGAGGAACAUUGGAAUACAUACUUGGACAGUGUGAACUGGCACUCCAGAAUUUGCAGAGUGAUUCUGAUUCAAUGGCUUUGUCUUUGAAAUCACUGGAAGCUGCAGUGGUGAAGCAAGUAGAAGAAAUACAUAAUGAGGUUGAAUUUGAGUGGCUUAGGCAGUUUUGGUUCCAAGGCAAGAGGUAUUUGAAGUGCACUGAUUGGUGGCUUAAGCCUAUGGCUAAAUUGGAAGAAUUUUGGAGAAAAAUGGAGAUUAUGACAAGUCUGGUCCUCUCUGAGGUGAGAAAAGAGCAACAAAUUGAGGAACAAAGGAAUGAGACCAUCAGCUGCUUCCUGCCCCUGCUUAAGGAGAGACAAAAGCUGCGUAAAGAAUGGACAGCAAGAUGCCAGUCAGACGCAGCAGAGAGCUUGCCAGAGGACCAGAGACCAGAAUGCCAUCCCUUCUGGACAGAUGAUGAUGAAUGUAAUAUGCCUCUGCCAUAUGAUCUAGAAGAAGUAAUUGCUUAUCUACAAAAUCUUGUUCAAUGGAUAGAAUAACAAGCGACCUUCCAGCCUAGAAUUAUUGAUGCUGGUCAUCUGGGGAGAAGCUUUGUUAUCAUGAAUCUUCUAAGCUCUAUGAUUUCUUGAUUGUAUGUUAUUUUAUGUGUCAAUGCAGAUUUUGCCAGUCUUUACACAGUAGCUUAGUUACUGUCUCAUAAUAAAAAGGACCAGCCCCCAAAUUUAGAGAAGUGUGUGUUUUUUAAGACCUGAAACACGAGCUUUAGUUCCCUCCUCCUCCACUCUAAUUCCCAUUGACCCUGCAGCCCAGGGGUAUCUGUGUAUCACAGACUCACAGAAUGUUGCAGGUUGGAAGGGACCACAGCGGGUUCCCGGGUCCAACCUCCCUGGUCAGGCAGAAUUCCCCAGAGCACAGGCACAGGACUGUGUCCAGACAGUUCUGGAAUGUUCCCUGUGAGGGAGCCUCCACAGCCUGCACAGAGCAUUUCUUCAGAUGAGGAAUUCUGUAGGAGCAUUCUAACACAGAUCCCAAGACUUCCUUAUUGUUUUGCCUCAUGGCAACAGAAUACUACUAAGAGAGAUUUCUGAUGUGAAUCUGUACCUCUUGGGCUCCCUGGAAUUCAGAAUUCAGUUCCUAACCAUUACUUUGUUUCUGCAUGUUGUUAAUCCUACUCUGAGGUCAGGUUUCCCAGUGCAUUGCCUACAGAAGUGAUGGACCUAAGUAAGACCUUCCAUUUGGGUUGUUUGGUUCUCUGAGAAACUGGAUUUAGAUUGUGUGAUAUUGGGUAUUUCAGCAUCAUGUGAGAUCUAUGAGCACAAACCCAAAAACUGUGAAAAAGGAAACUGUUUAUGAUGUUUUGUAGUAACAUGCUAUAGAAAGAACAAAUCUGUGUGGGAUGAUACAGGGUGCUCCUGAAUGAGAUAGAAAAUUUUAUUUUGGUAAAUUGCUGUUUUAUCUGAACUGGUUGGGCUGGUGUCCAACUUUGCCAGAAAAAGCAGAAAAUCAUUAGGGUGAAAAAGCACCCAGGCUGUAUUACCAAAGAAGCCAGUAAGGCUCAGAGUUUGACAUUGCCACCAAGAAAUGAAUAUGCCUCCUGUGUUAAUGUGGUGUUUAAAGUCUCUGCUGAGGCUGAGCUCACCCAGAACACACCAGCUUCUGUACUGGCAGAGUUCUGUGUGUGUGGAUGAGGCUUGUGCUCCUGAAAAUUGUGCUUUUGACAGUAUAACAUAUGCCAGACCUCCCUGGAGCUAAGGAAGCUGUGCCAGUAAAAAUUCAGUUUUAGUGGUAUAAAACUGUGUCCACACCUACCAGCUUUUGCCAGGACAAUUAUAUCAAGUAGAGGUUGUGCCUCAUAAGACUUUAUGUAAAGCUGUGCCAGCAAAAGUAUAAAUACCUGAAUCAAGUGUUUCCAGCAUAGUCCUGGGUUUCUGUGAAAACUUUUCGUUAUCCUGUGGAAUGUAAAGACUCUCUGAAGAAUAAGGUAUUACUUAAACUAGGUUUGAUAAUAUUACCAUGAUCCACUCAUUUAUCUGUUGUCUCUUGUGCCAUAGAUUUCAUAACAUUUGCUAAUACAGCUAUGGGCCAGCUUUCUCUUCCCUGCACUAGUUAAAGCUGGCUUUACCAGUGGCAUAUUUGGAUUAGUGCCACACUAAACACUGUUUGCUUUGGAGAUCGCUUAGAGAAAAGCUAGCUGAAGAUGUGGGAAUUCUGCUUUUGAAAAGGCAGUUCUCAGAAACAGAUAUUGCUUUGGAAAUGAGCAAUAUGAAUUCAGACAAGCUAAUGUUGUAACAGUGUUAGCACAAUGUUUAGGGGGACUGUUUAUUUAUGCUGUUAUGUUAUUAUUACUUUGUGUUUAAUUAAGCACUGCUGAAAUCCAUGGGGAUCAGACUAUUGAAAGAAAUCUGACCACCACAAAGGGGAGAGAAGGCACAUCAAUGAUGGAGUUUGUAGCUGAAGUGGAGGCAAAGCUAUUAAAAAAUGAUUGGCAAAUAAUUAUUUCCAGCAGCAGUAAAAAUAAAAUCAAACCAAAACAAUCCCAAACCUAUUAGGAGACUGCUGGCAGUAAUAACAGAAUUUUUAGAAUACAUGUUCCCAGGUCUUGCCUAUGCUUGAAUGUUUAAGGUCGUGGAUUAGCUGAACUAGCAUUGGUCUCAGUGCAGUCAGAUCCCACUUAUCUGAGCCAUGGUUAGCAAUGAUAUGGACAAGUUAAUACCUUUGGAAUAGGACUGCCAAAAUACCAAUAAUCAAGUGGUUUAGGGCUCUGUGUUGCAUUCCAGUCUUGCAUCAUCUAAAUCAGUAUAACCUGAUUGUUUUCAGUUGGAAUGCAGAAGUAUGAGAAAAUUUCAUAUCUCCAAAGCCCACAGGAGUUGAUAGCAAUAACAUGAGUAAGGUGGUGGAACUAUUUGAAGCACAGAGUAAUGCCAAAGGGUACCCCAAAAGGAGAACACAGUUAAAGGUAAAUACAUAUAAAAAGAACUGAGAGAUCAACUAUAAAUUAUUGCUGUGUUUAGAUUAUGUGUUAGAAGCUGACAAAUACUUUGAAGAUUUCUUUAUUUUAUUCAAGUAGUUAUAAUUUAGCUUGUUUCAAUGAUUCUUUAGCAAUCCAUUUAUAUUCCAGCAUUAGAUAACCCAUUUCCUUUUUGAAAGAGCUGGAAGACACAGCCUCUAAUUAAUGUUCUAUGUACAGCAAUUUUUUCCAAGCCUGGAUGCUUUAGAAGCAUGAGGACCAAGGUCAAGUUUUUUCAAGGAAGAGGUGAGAGCAUAAAUUAACUUCUGACAUUAAAUUCAGUGGCUCUUUUAAAAUGGUGAAGUUCACGAUUUUGCUUACAUUUACUUUUCAUCAGCCAGGGCUGAAUUGAGGUAAAAUAGUUCACUUGCACGUGUGUGUCAGGCUAAAUGGAUUGCAGAAGAUACAGAUCUGUUUGCCUGUCUGCACUUGCCUUUAGACAAUAUUCAUCAAUUUUACAAAAGCUACUGACUAAACAUGGAACCAGUACAAAUGAAAUGCUCAAGGCAAGGGCUUUCUUUUAUAAAUCUGAUACAGAGUUGGUUUUACACUGAUAGAAAGAAAAUGUUGGCAGAAAAUGAAAAACUUCUAUUGUUUCUGUAAUUUGGGGGAUGAAAGAUACAGACUGUUUUUAAGUAUUUGAUAGAAAACUGCUGUGUUAUGCAAUGUAAUUAGAGAUGUUUUUAUAAUGCUUUGUUCACAUCCGUGUAUAUGAAAAUAUUUUAUCCCAUAGGUCUUUUCUUCUGUUGAAAAGGUUAUGUAAAUAAAUAAAAUUAAUCUCAAUACAGUAGAUUUUAAAGGCAUAAUACUUAUGUUCUAAGCUUUACAGCAGGUUCUGAUUAUUUAAAGGGUAAGUAAGAAUGCCAUGAGUAAUCACUGACUGAAAACUGUGCAGGAUGGGUAACAUGCACCAUAACAAAUAUCCAAAUCAGUUUUCUUAUUAUCAUCUGAAUAUGGUUUUAGGUUCACUGGUAGUGGUACAAGAUGCACUAUAAAAUUAUGCUGGACUACUUAAUGCAGAGGG
Messenger RNA from Zonotrichia leucophrys gambelii, 5192 nucleotides. RefSeq names its product FTO alpha-ketoglutarate dependent dioxygenase (gene FTO). The transcript has 10 exons. The record is from RefSeq and is a predicted model, not a curated record. NCBI's taxonomy places the organism in Eukaryota, Metazoa, Chordata, Aves, Passeriformes, Passerellidae. Gene Ontology annotation, molecular function: broad specificity oxidative DNA demethylase activity; ferrous iron binding; mRNA N6-methyladenosine dioxygenase activity. Bases 171 to 1700 code for a protein of 509 amino acids. Gene Ontology annotation, biological process: RNA repair; DNA alkylation repair; regulation of multicellular organism growth.